Messenger RNA from Hordeum vulgare subsp. vulgare (domesticated barley), 1259 nucleotides. RefSeq names its product protein FAR1-RELATED SEQUENCE 11-like. The coding region runs from base 167 to 1225 and encodes 352 amino acids. Lineage: Eukaryota; Viridiplantae; Streptophyta; Magnoliopsida; Poales; Poaceae. The record is from RefSeq and is a predicted model, not a curated record. The transcript has 4 exons.
UAUAUCGCCCCGUCGUCCACUACCUCGUGACAAUGUUGGCCCAUCCACCAACCCGGACGGCAUUCAAAUUUCAAAUCCACUCACGCAGUCGCAGCUGCAUCCAGCGGAGGAACCAAGCCCUCCCCGUCCCCUCGCCUGGAUCAUCAGAUUUGUCAGAAAAUCACCAAUGGAUCUUGGUCCCGGGUCAUUCACCGAUCUCCUGUUCAGCUUUUCUUCCCAUCCUUUCCCAGCAGAAAUCGCCCCAGAUCUGAGCGAGCUAGAGGAAGAGGAGGCAGACGAGGAAGACGAGGAUGACGAGGUAGAGCAUCCUGAUUCCCAGAGCGACUCUCCUUCCUCAAGCCAAGAUGGCGAGAAGAAUAUGGCCACAGAUUUAGGAUCUCAUUCAGAUGGGGAUUUUAAGAACAAGGCCAUCCCCGAGUUUUUCAACGGCGCAGAUGGGGAUGCCAUCGAAGAGCAUGGAACUAAAGUGCAGCCCAAUCCAUCUCCAUGGCAUCAAAGGGUCCGACUUGGCAAGAUACCUGAUCGCCGUGCCACAUCGUCGGGCAGGGUCAGUGCUUUGGAGAAUUCAAUGAAGAAAUACGCAGAUAAGAAAUCAGAGUUCGUCGUCAAGCCAGAGAUCAGCCAGGAAUUUGAUUCCUUGGCCGAAGCCUACGACUUUUACAACCUAUACUCUUGGGAGAUUGGCUUUGGCAUCAAGUAUGGACAAUGCAGAAGGAAUGUUGAAAAAUGCAAGACUGCCCAGGACAUAGUUUGUGGAUGCGCGGGAAAACCACGCAGGGUGAAUUCCCACUCAGUAUGCUGCCAAUGCCCUGCAUUUAUAAGGUUGCAUCACACACCGGACCAUGGUUGGUUCAUCCAUGAUGUGAAGUAUGAGCAUAAUCACGGCAUGGCACAAAUUUGCGGAGAGAAGUUGCAUUGGGCAUCUCACAGGCACAUUGAUGCCCAUGCCAAAGAUAUUGUCAUGCACCUUAGGAACAACAACAUAUCGUUAAGCAAGACUUUCGGGGUGAUUGCAAGCUUUUUUGGAGAUAUGCAGAACUUGCCCUUUAACAAGAGGUCUCUACGUUACCUUUGCAAAAGGAUGAAUCAACAACAGGGUGAUGACGACAUUAGGAAGACAAUUCAGCUCUUCUCUGAAUUGAAAGAGAAAGAUCCAAAUUUUGUUGACAGUGUGCUUGUUGAUGAUGAGAGGAAGAUCAGGGCAUUGAUGUGGACAGAUGGUUAGAGCCGCCACCAGUACAAAAAUUUUGGAGAUGCAA